GCGUGGACUGCGUGGGGGAGAGCUCCUGGCGUCUUGGUCUCCCCCGCGUCUUCCCUGUACCGACGCGAGGCGAUCGUGGUUUCCACGAUGAGCUCCCAGAAAGGGAACGUGGCUCGUUCCAGGCCUCAGAGGCACCAGAAUACGUUUAGCUUCAAAAAUGACAAGUUUGAUAAGAGUGUUCAGACCAAGAAAAUUAAUGCAAAGCUUCAUGAUGGAGUUUGUCAGCGCUGUAAAGAAGUUCUUGAAUGGCGUGUAAAAUACAGCAAAUAUAAACCAUUGUCAAAGCCUAAAAAAUGUGUUAAAUGUUUACAAAAAUCAGUAAAGGAUUCUUAUCACAUAAUAUGUAGACCAUGUGCCUGUGAACUUGAAGUUUGUGCAAAAUGUGGAAAGAAAGAAGACAUUGUUAUUCCGUUUAAUAAGGAACCAGAAAAGACAGAAAAUCCUGAAAUUAAUCUACAUUCCAACCAUAGAAGUUGUAGAAGAAAUGAAGAAAGUGAUGAUGACUUAGAUUUUGAUAUUGAUUUAGAUGACCCAAAAGAUAAUCAAGUAGAUUAAUAUUUUAAAAGUCAGUUUGAAAACAUGAAAUUCUGAAGAACUUUUGACUUUUGAGAGUUUUACACAAAAAUACUGUGAAAUCCUAGUGAGAUAAAUAGCAAAAACCUAUGGAAAACAAGCAAAAUUCAUACAUGGACAAUUUAAAUUAUGCAUGAUACUUGGAUAAUUAAAUACUUUCAUCCAAAGUUAAUUAUAAUAAAUUUUAAGUAGCAGAUACUGGAUUAUCUGCCAAAAUGAGUAUUAAGAUAUCAUAUUGCGGGCAGCCCUGGUGGCUCAGUGGUUUGGUGCCACCUUCAGCCCAGGGCCUGAUCCUGGAGACCCGGGAUCAAGUCCCACGUCGGGCUCCCUGUGUGGAGCCUGCUUCUCCCUCUGCCUGUGUCUCUGCCUCACUCUUUCUCUCUCUCUCUCUCUUAUGAGUGAAUAAAUAUAAUUUUAAAAAAUAUAUCAUAUUGCAUAUGGGAAUUAUUUAGAAGAGUAUAUUAUCUGAUACCAAACUAAACAAGAUUCAGAAUUGUUGGUUGUUACAAUACUAUAAUACUAUCUCAUUAAUACUAUCUAAAUAAUAUACUAUCUCAUGGAAAAAUCAGAUGAUAUUACUGGUGCUAGCCUCAAAAAUUCGUCCUCAUUAAAUAUCUUUUCAUAGAUUGACCUCAAAUAAAUGGUCCACAUAACAAAGCCCACUUACUUAUAAGUUUGCUUGUUAUAAAAAUCUCAUUAUUUUUUUAAUAAUAAUGUUUAACAAGUGUAUACAGCUUUUCUUUCAAAGUAUUUUUACAGGGAUGCCUGGGUGGCUCAGCGGUUUGGCAUCUGCCUUCAGCCCAGGGCGUGAUCCUGGAGACCCGGGAUCAAGGCCCACAUUGGGCUCCCUGCAUGGAGCCUCCUUCUGUCUCUGCCUCUGUCUCUGCCUCUCUCUCUGUGUCUCUCAUGAACAAAUCAAUAAAAUCUUUAAAAAAAGAAAAACGUAUUUUUACAUACCUGAUUGUUUUUUACCUCCCUUCCUUUGCAAAAUAUACAUACAGGAAAAAAUGAAUAAAAUUCAUAUGCAUAGUUUAAUAAAUAAUUAUAAAGGAAAGUCAUACAUCUGUCAUUCAGAUGAAGAAACUACUUUUAAACAAUAAAAAUGAGCUUAUCUGAUUUUUAAUCUUUUUUCUUUCUAUUUUGAAAUAUCUCAAACCUAAAGAAAACAGCAAAAUAGUACAAUGUAUAUACUUGUAUAUAUAGUAUAUUCUUCAUCUAGAUUCAGAAUUGAUUUGCUACAUGAUUUUCAUUGUAUCUCAAGAGAUUGAUAUAGAUACAUAUUUACUGAACCAUUUGAAAAUAAGUGGCAAACACUGGUUUCGAACUUUAUAUGAACAGACUUAUACCAUGCAUGUUAUUUUAUAUCUCUAUUUUAUUGUUUGUGAGAUUGAUCCAUGUUGUUGUAAGAGCUCCAAUUUGUUCAUUUUAUGUUACUGUGUUUUAUUCCAUUGUCUUUACAUAUCACGAUUUAUUUAUCCUCUUUAAUGUUGAGGGAUAUUUGAGUUAUCUUAAGAUUUUCCUAGUGCAAAGAAUACUCCUAUGAGCGUUGUUACAUGUGUUUCUUGGUACAUAUGUCUCUUUUCUUGGUACACAUUUCUAUUAGAUAUAUAUCUAGCAGUAGUACAGGCCAUCCAGCCAUAUGCAUAUGCAUCUUCAGAAUUACUGUAUAAUGCCACGCUAUCUUUCCAGAGGAAUUGUUAUCUCCUUUUCCCACAGCAACAUAUUACGUGCUCUGUAUCCUUUCUAACACUUGAUCUUUAAAUUUCUAUCAGUUUGAUAAGUGUGCAAUGUAUGCUUUUAUCUUAUUAAUUUAUAAUUUAUAUGUAUAUUUAUGCAUAUACACACACAUAUAUGUACCACAUCUUUUUAUCCUUUCAUCUAUGGAUGGAUGGACACUUACAUUGCUUCCAUAUCUAGGCUAUUGUAAGUAAUGCUGCAAUAAACAUAGGGCUGCAUAUAUCUUUUCAAAGUAGUGUUUUUGUUUCCUUUGGGUAAAUUCCCAGGGGAUGGGAUUGCUGGAUCAUACAGUAUUUCUAUUUUUAUUUUUUUUAUUUAUUUUUUUGAAUUUAUUUAUUUAUUCAUGAGAGACACAAAGAGGGGGGGAGGCA
Molecule: messenger RNA, 2681 nt
Organism: Nyctereutes procyonoides (raccoon dog)
Lineage: Eukaryota; Metazoa; Chordata; Mammalia; Carnivora; Canidae
Gene: CUNH9orf85
Product: chromosome unknown C9orf85 homolog
Exons: 4
Coding region: 88-555 (155 amino acids)
Source: RefSeq, a predicted model, not a curated record